AUGUGUGUAGAUACUCUCAUCACCUACACUGCUUGCAAUUGCAAGAUCAUGAUCAAAAGUAUUUGUUUUGAUCAUAUUCAACAUACUCUCAAGCAGGAAGAUAGGAAUCUAUGCCCUAAGAAGAUUCCUGGUCUUUAUACAAUCAGAACAAGCCCUAACCUCUGCUUCCUCAAAUCCGGCAGUAAACUCGAAGACGGCCGCAUCUUCCGCCAUGGCUCCCAUCGCACACGUCACUACUACGAGUUCGAACGCGAUCCCGAUGAUCCCAAGAAGCGUUGGGAGAGCUGGGAACUUAAGAAUCGCGGUAAAUCUCGUCAGAGAACUGAUAGUAUGGAGGCCAAUAUCAGUGCUGGUGAAGAUAGGAGACACUUGAAUCUUGAGGCUGAUAAUCAUGAUGAUGAUAGUCACAAGGAGAGAGAAUCUCAGAUCAGAGAGUGGCAAGAAGAGACGAAGAAUAAUAGACCACCUAGAGUAAAGAUUGAGGAUGAGGAGAAGAUGGUUGAGAAGGAACAACCGGCUCCAGGUCGAAAGACGGUCAAUCAUGUUCUUUAUGAUAUGUUUGAUUCGCGCAGCGAUGAUGAAUUCUCUGAUGAUGAUGAUUGGAAGCCUGAGGCUAAGAUUGAAGUCGACCCCGGACAUACAGUCCCCUGGUCCUCCAACAACUCUCGCUCUUUCUCAGACUCUACACGUGCAAGUGGCACCAACACCAACACCAACACCACCCAAGAAGCAUAUACCUCACCCACAUCCCGCGACGAUGGAGGUCUCUUCAGCAAUCACAGCCCCAACGCUAUCCACGACGCCGAGACCCAUCGUCCCGCGACCCCUCACUCCCAAUUCAACUUCAAUCCUCCCUUCAGCGGCACGCACACCAAGUACACUCACAGCUCCGACAAAUCGCACUCGAGUCACGGAUCCAGAUCUAGCUCUACCCGUACCAACAACAACAACACCAACACCAACACCAACACCAUGGAUUUCGGAUCUCCCAAACACCGAGCUCAGAUUCCAGCAGAGGGACCACCUAGAAGACAUGAUGUGUAUCGUCCGCAUUAUCCUUCUAUGUCCGUUGAUGCACAUUCUAGCUUUUGGGCUGGUCAUCUUAAUCAAGCAUCGCAUAAUACAGGUACCAAUCGUCCGCCGCCGUACUUUCCGAGUCCUUCGACUCUUGCGCCGCAUAAUGAUGUAGCUGGUGGUGCAUCUGGCCCCAUGGGAGUAGAUGGUGGAAAUACCGCCAGCGGAGAUGGAGAAAUCCGGGGUGUAUAUGGUAAUUACACAAGUGGAGAAAAUCACGAGAGAGAGAACAAAAAAGCUCGAGUCGACAGACCUGGUCCUAGCAAUCUCGAUUUCGAUUUCGAUAAUACCUCCAGCCUUUUCGCAAACAAUGAACGUGGAGAAAUGUCAAGAGACGAGAGCGAAAAACAGAGGGUUAAUGGUAUUAAAGAUGCCGGAGAUGAUGUUGAGAUGGUUGAAUAA
This is a messenger RNA of Botrytis porri, 1476 nucleotides long. RefSeq lists its product as uncharacterized. The record is from RefSeq and is a predicted model, not a curated record. NCBI's taxonomy places the organism in Eukaryota, Fungi, Ascomycota, Leotiomycetes, Helotiales, Sclerotiniaceae. The transcript is spliced from 4 exons. Bases 1 to 1476 code for a protein of 491 amino acids.